Besnoitia besnoiti is the source of this 2871-nucleotide messenger RNA. RefSeq names its product kelch repeat-containing protein. NCBI's taxonomy places the organism in Eukaryota, Apicomplexa, Conoidasida, Eucoccidiorida, Sarcocystidae. Gene Ontology annotation, molecular function: protein binding. The transcript has 15 exons. The record is from RefSeq and is a predicted model, not a curated record. Bases 1 to 2871 code for a protein of 956 amino acids.
AUGGCGAAGAAGAAAACCGCCAAGAAGGACGGCGGCGAAGGGCCGCAGGACGCGAAGAAUCGCAAGGCUCUGGCGAAGGAGCAGAAGCGACAGAGGCAGGAGCAAAAAGCGAAUCAGAAGCGGCUUAAAGUAGAGAAAAAGAAAAAGCAAAAAGAAGGCGGAGAUCUUAUGCACGAUGAAGAAGACAUCGAGGAGUUGGUGAAGCGCCUUGAUCAGGAACGCGAGGCCCUCAACGCGGUCGUGGUGCAAGUCGCCUCGCAGCCAGCCCCCCGCGCACACGGCUCCUUCACCGUGCUGCCCAACCAAGACGUUCUCAUGUUUGGAGGCGAGCGCUACGAUGGUCAGCGUGUGCAGGUUUUCGGCGACCUGCAUCGCUGGAGCGUGGAGAAAAACGAGUGGAAGCGAAUUCUCUGCCCGCUGAUGCCGAAGGCGCGAUGCAGCCACCAGGCCGUGCUCUACAACGACCACGUCUAUCUCUUUGGCGGAGAGUUCAGCACAUUUUACCAGUUUUUUCACUUCAAAGAUCUCUGGAAAUUCUCUCUUAAGACCAGCGUCUGGACAAAGCUCGAAGUCGCGAAUGUCACGGAACUCCCUCAAGCCCGCAGUGGGCAUCGGCUGGCGAUCUGGCGAAACGUCCUUGUGCUCUUUGGCGGUUUCCACGACACCACGAGGGAGACGCGGUACUUCAACGACCUCUAUCUCUACUUCUUCAACGAAAACAAGUGGCGGCGCGUCGAGUUCCCUCCGCAUGCGUCAGUCCCGACGCCGCGCUCGGGCUGUCUGUUCCUCACCUACCCGCAGGGCGACUGCAUCUUCAUGCACGGCGGAUUCGCGAAAAUCAAAGAUACCGCGAAGAAAGUCCAGGGCAAAACGUACACUGACACGUGGAUUUUGAACCUGAAGCCGCUUAUCAAAGACCCGCGGAAGGAAGUCCCGGUCUGGGAGAAGAUUCGCAACGUGGGCGCGGUGCCGUCUCCGAGGACAGGCAUGUCGGGUGCAGUCUUCAAACACUCCGCGAUCGUCUUCGGAGGCGUCGCGGACGACGAUGACGGCCGAGUGAAACUGAAGAGUACCUUCUACAACGAUUUGUACUCCUUUGACAUGGAAAGGAAGCGGUGGUUUGAGCUGACACUGAAGGGCGAGAAGGAGAAGAAGAGUAAAGGAGCCGCUCGACAGAAGCGCAAGGCAGCUGCGGAGAAAGAUAGCGCGUCGAGCAGUGACAAAGAGACGCGCGGAAAAGACGAUGACAACGAUGUCCAAGAAGACGAAGACGAUGAAUGGCAGAAUUCGUUCGCGUACUUUGACGAGAAGGGACGCCUCGUGCGCAUGCGUCUCGACGAGGGGAACCCGCCAGAGGCGCUCGGCUCGCACGCGCGUGCUUCUGUCGCUUCAUCCUCCUCCGCUGCCUCUGCCUCCGACGUGGCUUCCUCUUGCUCCUCUUCGUCUUCGGCCUUCACGUUCUCGUCGUCCACGGCGUCCCCCGCCGCCGCGACUGCGCGCGGCGGCAAGCAAUUCGGCGGAGACGGCUCUGUGAACUUUGCUAAGGCUCUCGCGUCUUCAGAGGCCGCUCUUCGCGGCGCCUGCCUGCAGGCCAGCGGCAGCGCGUCUGACGCGUUCAGCUGCGGGUCUUCGGUCUAUCGAGCGGAGGUCUCUGGGGACGCGCCGCCAGCCCCCGCGAAGACGCGCUCUUCCUCCUCCUCUGCCUCGUCCUGCUCGUCGUCCUCUGCGUCUGCCUCCGGCACGUCGACUUCAGCUGCGCUUCCCUCCUCCGUCCCGCGGUCUCAGCUCUUCUUUCGAGGCGACGCGCCGUUGCCGCGCCUGCACGGACACCUCGCCAUUCGCGGCAACUCCCUGCUGCUUUAUGGUGGCCUCAUGGAGCUCGACGACAAGGAGGUCACGCUCGAUGACUGCUGGAUGCUCAACCUCAGCAAACGCGAGCGAUGGCAGCGUAUCCUCGCCGGCACGAUGCACGAACAGGAGUGGCUGGGCGACGACGAAGACGAAGAAGAUGAAGAUGAACAAGUAGACGAAGAAGAAGGCAGCGACGCAAGCAGCGAUGAAGACUCGACUGAAGAGAGCUCCGACGAGAGCAGCUCGAGCGAGUCCGAAAGCAGCGACGAAGAAAAUGAGGGGGAUGUGGAGGAGAGCGGGGCGUCGUCUGGGGACGGCGAGAGCCUGUCGAGCUCCUUGAGUCCCGCCUCCCCGAGCGCUGCCGUCGGUGCGGAAAGCCGACACGCGAAGCGCGAAGACGAUGCAGCGCCCGGCGCGGUCGCGCGAGAAGACGCCUCCUCCGACGAGGAGGAGGACGACGAGACGCCGCAGCUGCUGCGGCAGGGCGAAGAGCCCGUGACGGAGGCUUCGCCGGUCGAUGCGCAAAGCACGACCAGCACUGCAGAUCCCGCCUCGCCUGUUGGUCGCCCGAGCGGCGAACGCGAGAAGAAGAAAACAAAGUCCGCAGCAGCCAAGAAGAAGCGGAAGGCGGCGCGAGAGAAAUCGUACCGGGAAGAAGUUGAAGAACUCAAGGAGAAGUACAGACUGCAUGACAUGGACGAGACUCCGCAAGAAGGCGAGACUCUGCGGCUCUUCUUCGACCGAACAAAGCAGCACUGGAUAGAGUCCGUUGUACUCGAGGCGCGAAAAGAAGGCGCUGAGAGCAGCAGCCGCGAUUUGUUGCGAGACGACAAAGAGCUCAAGAGGGCGGCGUUCGCCGCGGCUUCUCAGCGAUACGAAGAACUCUUGCCUUGUCUGAAGCGGCUUGAAGAGCUCCAGCUGCAGCAGGAGGAACAGAGUGAAGAAGAGUCCGCAGGCAGAAAAAAGAAGGGCGGCAAGCCCAGCAUCACGGCGUCGGGCGGCCUACGGCGCGUGCGAUGA